Durusdinium trenchii is the source of this 964-nucleotide messenger RNA. Lineage: Eukaryota; Dinophyceae; Suessiales; Symbiodiniaceae. The record is from the annotation of a GenBank genome assembly.
GUCUGUGGCGGGUCGGGAGGCCAGCGAGGCGCUUCGCACACCCCCUCCCGCGAGCCAACGUCGGGCGACGGAGGUGGAACCUGGAAGCCCCUUGGCGCCGAAGCAAAAGCGCUUGAGGAAGGCUGCGGCAGAAGCAAUGACUGAUGGCGGAGCAACUGAGGCGGAUCAACUGGAGGCCCCAGAGAGCCCGAGUGCCAAGUCUCACAAGGCGUCUGAGGCGACAGCCGCUACUGGCCUCGUUCCGAUCGCAGAUGCAUCGGUGGAGGACACGGGGAAAGCUGCCAAGGCGAAGGCAAGCCCAAAGAAGCGGCAAUCCAAGGCUCGCAUCUCUGGCGAAGAGAAGGCCAAAAGCCCCACCAAGCGCCAAUCGAAGGCACGCAACUCCCUAGCACAAGCCGCUGCAGAGGAAGACGAGGAGGGAUGGCCGCCUGUACACUCCGACAGUAGUGGUGAAGAGCUUGUCUGGAUAGGGGGCGGCCAUGCAAAUGCAUCUCCCAAGCCUCGGGCGAAAGCCAAAGUGCAGCCCGGCCAGGAAGCGGCUCCGAAGAAACCGGCAGAGGCGCCAGCUCCAUCGGUGCCAGCUCCUCCAGCGCCAGCUCCGGCUGCGCAGUUUCCAUUGCCUGGCCGACCAGAGGCCGUCCAACCAUGCGGAGCUCCGCCCUGGACAUCCUCCGGGGGAACUUGUGCGCCUUCACUGGCGGUGCAGGUUGUGCAGGCUGACGCGACGGGUGUGUCCCAGGGCGCCGUCUCAGCGACCGAGGGGCGUGCAGCGUCUGUGAUACGAAGCUAUGAUCACAGAUGGGAAGGGAUCAAGGCACCAUGUGGAGGUCGUGCCAUCCCUUGGAACCCGCCUAACGUGGAGCCUCAGCCAGCACGGGUGCCCUCCCGUGCGGCGCUACGGAAUCAGCUCCGCGUGGGCACCAGCUGAGGCGUUUGCUCGGGCCGUUUGGGACAACGAACAGCC